UUACCCGUCAUGCGGUAUUGUGUUUUGUUAAAAAUGAACCACAACUGGUUGUCGAUCUUGUUCAUUUGCGGUGUCAUCUACAACACCUGUGCUUUAUCCAUUGAUUGUGGUGAAUUUUAUGACGACGAAACCAUUUCAAGAACAUGGGGAUAUGUCUACUAUUCAUGCAAUGGAACCGUAAUGACUAACGCCGAUAACAAUCGAACGUUGGAAUUAUUUGGAUUCCAUUUAUAUGGCCGGAACAGUAGCUAUACUGAUCGUUUCGCAUUGAAUAAUCAGAAUUUGACAUCAUUUACGACCAGUUUCGAGAAAUUCUUUCCAUUUCUCCGGAUCAUAGACUUUUCAUUCAAUUACAUCGAGAGCGUGACGAAUAAUCAUUUGCAGCCACACAAGCGUCUGAACUCACUCAUCCUCAAACAUAAUAGAAUUUCUUCUCUCGACAGUAAUCUGUUUGAUGGCUUGAAUCAGUUAAUUGAAGUCAAACUGAACGAUAAUAACAUAAAGCACGUCGGCUAUGACAUCAAAUUACCUUCUUACGUUUAUAUGGAUAACAAUCCUUGCACCCCGACAUGUUGCAACACCGUGAAUAGGGACACAUUGAUUUCAGAAUUUCUGCGUAAUCAGUGUCCUCCAUUACAAUCCACAAUAGAGCAUUCGGUUGGUUUUCCUCACGGUGUCGAGACUAGCAAUGCUGUAGACCAUACACAAGAAAAGGAUGAGCAACCAGCGACUGAGGAACCGGGAAUAGAAACAAAACCACCAUCACUUGGAGAAGUCAUUCAUUGUUCCAUAGCGGUGAUACACAGACCUAAUGAACCACUGGGGAGAAGGUGUACCGAAAUCAUUAACGAAAUGAAGUCAACGUCCAAAUAUCAAACAUAAAUCCAGUGCCAAAAUCAUAGUUAAGUUGAUUAAAUAAAUUGUUAUUUGGA
Bradysia coprophila is the source of this 932-nucleotide messenger RNA. RefSeq lists its product as uncharacterized. Lineage: Eukaryota; Metazoa; Arthropoda; Insecta; Diptera; Sciaridae. The record is from RefSeq and is a predicted model, not a curated record.